Molecule: messenger RNA, 1863 nt
Organism: Fusarium vanettenii 77-13-4
Lineage: Eukaryota; Fungi; Ascomycota; Sordariomycetes; Hypocreales; Nectriaceae
Exons: 3
Biological process (GO): regulation of DNA-templated transcription
Molecular function (GO): zinc ion binding; DNA-binding transcription factor activity, RNA polymerase II-specific
Source: RefSeq, a predicted model, not a curated record
AAACGUGUUCGGACCAGCAAGCCAAAGGUGAAGACAGGAUGUACCAACUGCAAGCAACGAAGAGUCAAGUGUGACGAGGCUCGUCCAGCCUGCACAAACUGUGUUCGAAGCAACAAAGUCUGCACUGGUUACCCACCCCCUAGUCGCAGCGCUCGCCCUUUCGAGGAGAUCCGAAUCGCACCAAAGCCUAUGCCAGCUGGCGAGACUCAGGCUACUCCGACCCGCCAAAGAACGUCAUUAGCGACACUGAGAACCGCCUCCCCCGGGACACCAUCUGCAUCUCCUACCACUUAUCAGCCUUCCUUGGGCCUCCAAUUACCAUCAAACGAGGGCUUCUACUUCGAAAUCUUCCGGUCGUACACGGCUAGCGAGCUAUCAGGCUUCUUCGACAACUCCUUUUGGACUCGCCGCGUCUUGCAGGAAUGUCACGCCGAAGAUGCCAUCAAGUGCGCUGUCAUCGCCCUGGGUGCUUUGUACCAGACCCUUGAGCAGACGGCCGAGCCAAAUGCGCAUGCUCGUCCCGGGUUGAGCGCUGACGCUCGUGCUGACAUGGUCAGGAGUCACUGGCAGGUGGCCAUCAAGCGUUAUUCCGAUGCGUGCAACGCCCUUGUGAAGCUCAACAGCCAGGACCAAAGAUCGCACAAGGUUCUCAUCAUGGCCAAUGUGCUAUUAGCCUGCUUCGACUCCUUUAUUGGAGAUCAUAGACAAGCAAUUCACCAGAUACAAACAGGACUCUCCUUACUCAACACCUUUCGUGCUCAGCAAAGGGAACGACUAUUACCGGCCGCAGAAGACCCCGUCGAAGAGGAGCUCGUUACUAUCUUUACACGCCUGGCAAUACAAGCAAAAUCCUACGACAUGGCCUUCCAUUUUCCACAACCCUUUAGUAUUCGACUCAGCUCGCCGUCACAACCUCAGUCCCCCGGUUCGAGUCGCCCCAGCUCUCCUCCGCAUGAAGAGCCUUGGGCUAUCCCCGAAACAUUCACCUCGGUCUUCGAAGCCCGUAUAGCCUGCGACAUGUUGAAUGCGAGAAUAAUGCGGUAUAUCGAAGGGUUAUUCGCUAUUAAAACGGACCUCAAAGGCACACUCCCUCAGUCGUGGAGAGAUUAUGGCCUCCAGUUCAGGGGUCAGAUCGAGACUUGGUGUAGUGCCUUUGACAGCAUAUUCCAGUCACGGCACAACCCAUCUGUCAGUCCUCAGGAGAAGGCUGGUAUUGGUGCCCUGAAGAUGCUGGCAACCAACGGGCAAAUACUAUACCUGAUGAUGUUUAGCGACAAAGAGUCGGAUUUUGAUGCUUUCCUGCCUCAGUUCCGUUCCAUGGUCGAGUUGGGUUUCGAGAUAAUCAGUGACGAGGAGCGACGUGCCGCCCUCCGAGACUGCCCUAGCCCUGAACAGUGUCAACACCAACAACACCAACAUUGGCAGACCCAAGACUUCUUCUCGAGCGGAGGAUUCUCAGCUCCCCACAUCAAGCCUCGGUUCGCUGCUGAUCUGGGCAUCAUCGCCCCCCUUUUCGUCGUGGCAACCAAGUGUCGUGACCCUGGGACCCGACGACAAGCUAUUCAGCUCUUACGCAGUAGCGCCCGUCGCGAGGGUAUGUGGGACAGCGAGAUGGUGGCCCAUAUCAGUACCUGGGUCAUGAACCUAGAGGAAUCAGACUCACUUGCAAUGGGGGUAGAGUCAUUCCCGAGCGAUGGCAGCGCGAGACCUAUUCCGCGAAUAGUUCCGGAAGAGAAGCGUGUAAUGAUACGCUCGGUCGACUUUGACUUGCGUGCCAGAGUUGCAGAGUUGCAAGUCGGUACUCGAGGUCUCCAACCUGGGUUGCCCGAUCCCAAGUUCCGGCAGACUCGGCUCACAUGGUGA